ACAGCCUGCGGGAUGUUUGAUUUCUGGCGGUUUAUGCUGGGCCAUACAGCCAUCUAACCAUGGAACUUUAUAGCCCUCUUCAACCGCUAAAAUUGAAUCUACUGAUUGGAUCAAUGGGGGUGAACACAGAGACUAGAAUACAAUCGACAGACUACUCUGGAUUAAGGCAGAAGAGAAGUACGGCCAAGAAAUCAAAAUGCUUUGCAGUUAACAUCUUAAUUGUCAUACUAGCCCUCAUGAUUAUUCGGCAGUUUCUGGUAUUCGAAAGGAACUCCUACGCCUUUUCAAUAAAAAUCCGAAACAAUGGGGACUAUGAAACGCUACAGAGAUCAGAAAUUAUGAGCUUAGAAUUCUUGCAAUUGAAUUCGUCUCUGAAGUUGGAGAACGAUCGUUUAGCAGGCGAGUUAAGUAUCCUUCGCACAAGGCUCGAGGACGCUGCGAAAUGUUUCCCCAAUGGAAGUGAUAAAUUGGAGGUGGGAGAAUCGCUUGUAUCUUGUCUGGAAGAAGCACUGGAGCUUGGAAAGAAGAAAAUUGUUUUAAUUCCGAGUAAUGAAUCAACUGUCGCCUUGGCUAAGUGCAGUGAAGAGAGAGAGAAAGAGAAAGAACAGACUGGAGCUCUGAAACGACAGAUGGACAUUCUGGGGGACCAUCUGCGACGGUCCGUUGAGUUUUUACCAUUAAGGGACCCAAAUAUGGUGUUCUUUGAUGAAAAAUAUCGGACCUGGUUCAUGAGCACAGUAUGGGAGAAAUUAGAAGAUGGAAAGCCUGAGCAUUCUGUUUAUCCUUCGGAGGGCUCUAAUGGCAAAAUCCUGUGCCUUAAGGGCAGACACAAGAGAAACGGCACUCUCAAUUCCUAUGCAUUUGCAUGGCCCAAUUACCUGCCGCCUAAUUCCAGCCUUGUUCGAGGGCUCUCCUUUAUAUCAGACAGUCACUACGAUUAUGAAAAUCCAUGGCACAGCAUGAUAUCUUUGAUUGUCUCUGCGGCAUGGCGAAUGGAGAACCAGUGCGAGGUGCCUGAAAGAUUUGUUCUGUAUCGCAACGGAGAGCUGGUGACAUCAAUGGGCUCAUAUAUUAAAACUCUGUUGCUUGCUGUUUUGGAUCGUAAUGUACCUGUAGAAGAUUUAAGUGAUCAUGACCCUGUGUGUUUUGAAAAGGCUGUGGUGUACCGCAGAGGCCUGGGGCACACGUCGGUGGAAAAGAAAAUCGCAAUGUUCGACAUGAUCCGUUGCAAAGCACGAAAGUUCUGUAACAUAUCUGAAAGCCAGCGGAUCAUCGAUGGGAUUCGAACUAUAAACGUCACACUUGUUUCACGAACCGGGGCAAGGUCAUUUAAGAAUGAAUCCGUCGUGGCGUCGGUGAUUGCAAAGGAAUGCAAGAAGGUCCCCGGCUGCAGGUUUCGCCUCCUUCGCAUUGGAAAUAUGAGCUUUUGUGAACAGGUGGAGGCCAUGAGCAGGACUGACAUAGUGGCUAGCGCUCACGGAGCUCAGAUGACAAACAUGAUGUUUAUGGAGAAAGGCAGUAGCGUGAUGGAGAUGUUUCCCAAGGGUUGGUUGGAAGGGGCGGGCGUGGGGCAGUACAUUUACCAAUGGUUUGCAAGCUGGACGGGGAUGAAUCACGAGGGCACUUAUAGGGAUACCCAAGGUCCCGAAUGCCCCAAUCCCCAAGAAGGACCUGCCCGCUGCUUCAUGUUCCACAAAAAUGGCCAGGUCGGACAAAACGAAACGUUUUUGGCACAAUGGACUGCUCAGACGCUUGCCAAGUUUCAGAAUAGGACGACCUCUUUUGAGACUUCCAUACCAAGCUCCUGCCCCUGCACUUAGACAUAUUUCAGAUGGCAGUUGAAAAUUGUUUGUAACAAGUUGAGAUCAAGUCCCGAACGCAAAUGCGUUUGGUCAGGCAAUAUUUCCAGCAUUUACUUGAAUGAAGUUUGUAUAUUUCGAAGCAAAGUGGAAUCCCUCCUAAACUUAUGUGAGGCACUGCUUUUUCUGUGAACAACCAGAAACAACGCAAGUAGGCCUAAUUGCAAGACCGUUGUUUCCUGGUUGUAUUCUUGUGGUUUAUUUUUUAUAUUUACUCGCUGCUUAAUACUUCAUUCGAAAAAUAUCAAGUUGAGGAAGGAAGUUUAGGCAGUUAAUUGGAAUAACCCACAAACUUCAAGUUGUGGAAC
Messenger RNA from Cryptomeria japonica (Japanese cedar), 2167 nucleotides. RefSeq lists its product as uncharacterized. Bases 60 to 1820 code for a protein of 586 amino acids. Gene Ontology annotation, molecular function: glycosyltransferase activity. The record is from RefSeq and is a predicted model, not a curated record. The transcript has 2 exons. Lineage: Eukaryota; Viridiplantae; Streptophyta; Pinopsida; Cupressales; Cupressaceae.